CAUCACUGUCCACACCUCCCUACCAAGAUCUAUGAUAAAACAGAGAAACCAUGUCUUUUCUCCGAAUAUACCAAGAACUACCCUCUCUAUCACUCUUACCUGCCCAGAGAGUCCUUCAAGCCCAAGCUGGAGUACCGGAAAGGGUGCGCACCAAUGGAAGGCCUGACCACUUCUAGGAGAGAUUUUGGGCCUCACAGGGUGUUACCGGUGAAGAUCCACCAGCCCGACCCAUUUGUCCCAAGUGAAGAGAAUAUGGAUCUGCUCACGACGUAUAAACAAGAUUACAACCCGUACCCUGUCAGUCGAGUGGACCCCAUCAAACCUCGGGACAGUAAAUACCCACGCGGGGACAAGAUGGAGUGUCUGCCUACUUAUAAAGCUGAUUAUUUACCCUGGAACCAACCAAGACGAGAACUGCUUCAUUUGCCACACAGCUACCGGCCAGCGUCAACCAAGUUUGAUAGCCGAACCACACACCAGGAUGACUACUCCAUGAAGGGCCUGGUGAACACCAUGAGCUGUAAGCCUCCGGCCGCACUCAAGCUCUGUAACAUCCCCCUGGAGGAUCUGACAGACUACAAGAUGAGCUACGUGGCCCACCCCGUGGAGAAACGCUAUGUGUAUGAGCCGGAGAAGUUCAGACCCUGUGAAAUCCCCUUUGAAAGCCUUACCACUCACAACGAGUCAUACCGGGGCCUGAUGGGGGAGCCAGCCAAGAGCUUGAAACCUCCAGCCAGGCCUAGUGCGCUAGACACGCCGUUCUCUAACACCAGCGAAUUUCGAGAUAAGUACCAAGCUUGGCCAACGCCCCAGAUGUUCUCCAAAGCUCCCGCCACCUAUGUCGCUCCUGAAGAAAAGAUGGACCUUCUGACGACAGUGCAGGCCCACUACACGUACCCUAAGGGUGCCCCAGCUCGGUCCUACCGACCGGUGCUCUCGGUCAAGAAGGGUGGCCGCUUUGAAAGUUCCACCACGACCAAAGAGGACUUUAAGCAGUGGGCCAGCGUGCAGACCAAGCCAGUCAAGCCCAUCCCACAGCUGAAACUUCCCACCGAGCCCUUGGACCACCUGACCACCACACGAGCCCACUAUGUGCCCUGCCCUCCCGUCACUACCAAAAGCUGUAAGCCCACCUGGUCUGGCCCCCGAGGGAAUAUCCCUGUGGAGGGCCGGACCACAUAUACCAUCAGCUUUACUCCUAAGGAAAUGAGCAGGUGCCUGGCUUCAUACCCUGAGCCUCCCGGCUACAUCUUUGAGGAAACAGAUGCUUUGGGGCACAGAAUAUACAGGCCAGUUUCCCAGACAGGCUCUCGGCGGAGCAGCCGUCUUUCUGUAGGUGAUUCAGAAAAUCCUAACCAGCAGGAGUUGACAGUGUCAGCUUGA
Messenger RNA from Delphinapterus leucas (beluga whale), 1383 nucleotides. It is a transcript of the gene SAXO1, whose product is annotated as stabilizer of axonemal microtubules 1. Gene Ontology annotation, cellular component: cytoskeleton; sperm flagellum; ciliary basal body. Gene Ontology annotation, molecular function: microtubule binding. The record is from RefSeq and is a predicted model, not a curated record. NCBI's taxonomy places the organism in Eukaryota, Metazoa, Chordata, Mammalia, Artiodactyla, Monodontidae.